Messenger RNA from Cucumis sativus (cucumber), 705 nucleotides. Its product is annotated as E3 ubiquitin-protein ligase UPL6-like. Gene Ontology annotation, molecular function: ubiquitin protein ligase activity. The record is from RefSeq and is a predicted model, not a curated record. The transcript has 4 exons. Gene Ontology annotation, biological process: ubiquitin-dependent protein catabolic process; protein polyubiquitination. The coding region runs from base 342 to 602 and encodes 86 amino acids. Lineage: Eukaryota; Viridiplantae; Streptophyta; Magnoliopsida; Cucurbitales; Cucurbitaceae.
UCCUGGUAGAAUCUUUUUCUCACUUCUUAUCUUAAAUUAUGAAGGUGACAUUCCUGAACUAGAGCUAUAUUUUGUUAUUAUAAACAAUGAAUAUGGAAAGCAAAUUGAAGAAGAGCUACUUCCUGGAGGAAAAAACCGUCGUGUCACCUGUGAAAAUGUCAUCACAUUCAUUCAUCUUGUUGCCAAUCAUCGUUUGAACUUUCAGCAUAGUUUGUCCCUUGUUUAUCCAAUGUGUCUCCCUACUCCAAUGUUGAUUGAAAACAUGUCCUCCUCAGAUACGACAGCAAAGUUCUCAUUUUUUGAGAGGGAUUCAGCAGCUUAUACAGAAAGAAUGGAUCAACAUGUUCAAUGAGCAUGAAUUCCAGCUUUCAAUAUCAGGUUCACUGGACAGCUUGGAUGUUGAUGACCUACGGACACAUACUACUUAUUCAAGUGGUUAUCAUAGGGAGCAUUAUGUCAUUGAGAUGUUUUGGGAAGUUAUCAAAAGUUUCUCAGUGGAAAACCAAAAGAAAUUUCUGAAGUUUGUAACUGGUUACUCUCGAGGACCACUUCGUAUCCUCAUUAUUCUUAAUUAUUUGUUUUGGUUUCCCUUAAGGGGAUAAGUUGGUUCCUUCUAGAGCUUAAACUAAUUUAUCCUGCUAGCAAAAAUCAUGUGAAAAAGUAACUCAGUAUGAGACAAGGUACAUUUCUGACUAGUACUUUAUU